AUGUUGGACCUGUCACGGCUGAAAGUUCUCUGGGCGCAGCGCGGGCUCAGCAGUUUCAAAAUCAACGAAAACUGGUGGCCGAAUGCUCUCGCAAAAACGACAAAAUGUUCGAAAUGGAUUGCUGGUCCAUUGGUUGUAACGUUCACAGCAGAAGUGGAGCGAAAGGUGGAAAAGCCCAGAAAAUCAAGGCAUCUUCAUUCUGCGAGGAAACAGGCCAAGAAAGGAUUACUGGAUUCACGGAACGGUCGUUAA
Molecule: messenger RNA, 252 nt
Organism: Gongylonema pulchrum
Lineage: Eukaryota; Metazoa; Nematoda; Chromadorea; Rhabditida; Gongylonematidae
Source: the annotation of a GenBank genome assembly